AAAUUAAAGCAAAGAGCCUAAAUAAGAAGACAAACGAACGCGUGAAUUCCCCGGAGGCCGACGAGUUCGCCCCCAUCUACUCGUCGAUCAACUUCCGUCACCGUUCAUAGCUGCCGGAAUCCUAGUAUGAUCGACCUGGUUGAGGUGCCUAGUGAAGGAGAAUUUGCAACGGAAAGAAGAUGGAUCAAGGUAUUAGUGAACCUGAACGGAGUAGAAAAAAGAAGAAAAAGCCACUCCUCAUCCUACUUGCUCUAGGGUGCACUUCAGCUGACUUUAUAAAAAGCACAGUGCUACAACACAUCCUCAAUCUUUAGGCCUCUGAAAGCUGCCACAGAGAUGGAAGCUGAUGGGUCCUUAGGAGAAGGUAAAGUGCACUACUCGUGCCUGCAAAGUGUGGGAUAAGUACCCGAGGAGAGGGUCCUUUGAAAACAACAUCUCUACCUUUACGAGAUAGUGAUAAGGAGUGAACCAUUCGAAGUAGAAGAAGAAGAAAUGGCGAGAUUUUCAGUUGGAAGAGAUGAACAUGAUAAUGAUGAAGGAGGACCCUGUAACUCCAGCACAUCCGUACGCAAGAGACGGAGGACUACCGCCGGAACUUUAUCUCGCGGCGUCGUAAUCCGUCAACAAGAAGAAGUAGAAGAAAGAGAAAGGGAAAGGGUUGUUAAGGAAGAAGUAGAGGAAGAGGCAGAGGAGGAGGAUUGGGGAUCGGAAUCUGAGGGAAAUUUCCGAUCGAGCGGUGAUCGGAGGGUGCCAGUUUGUGAAUCCGAGGUUUUAAGAGAGAACAGGUCUAUUUCUGGUGAGAGCGUGUAUCAGAAUUUUGAGGAUUCAAUCAUAAACAGGUCAAUUUCUGUGACGUUAUUGGAUCCGGAUGUGUUGGAUUGCCCGAUCUGCUUUGAACAUCUCUGUGUUCCUGUCUUUCAGUGUGAGAAUGGGCACAUAGCAUGUGCCCCUUGCUGCAUCAAGAUUGCUAAUAAGUGUCCAUCAUGCUGUUUGCCAAUUGGAUAUAACCGUUCUCGAGCUAUGGAGAAUGUUCUAGAAUCUCUGAAAGUGUCAUGCGUGAACAAUAGGUAUGGUUGUAAGGAGAUUCUGAAUCUUAGUAAGAAAACUGCCCAUGAAAAUGCAUGCAUCUAUGUGCCUUGUUUUUGUCCUUCCCAUGGCUGUGACUUUAUAGGUACUUCAGCAAAGGUAUAUGCACAUUUUAGCGAGAAACAUGCUUCUUCAGCAGAGCACAUUUCUUUCGAUGUUGUCCAUCCAAUUUAUAUAGAAAAAGACCAAAGGUACAUAAUUCUUCAAAUGAGGACAGAAGGUUUACUUUUUAUCGUCAACCAUGCUAGUGACCGUGUUGGGAGUGCUAUCAACAUCAUCUGUGUUGGACAAGCUAGGCAGAAGAGAAGGUUCUCAUACAAGCUUGUAGUAACAGAUGGGGAAAGUUCUUUUAAACUAGAAUCUGUUGCAGAGAGUGUGCCAAACUGGUCAGAAGAUAGUCCUGUGAAGAAAUUCCUUGUGGUCCCAAAAGAUGUCGUUAAUUCCAAUGCUCGGCUAAAGUUGGAUGUUCUCAUAGAAGAGAGGGAAUGAGUCUGCAAUGGUUGCACAUGUUGAUGUAACAUUGCCUUGAUAACUUCUUUAGAGAUUUCAUGGCAAUAGACAAUAGUCAUUGGAAUGGUGCUUGCUUUAUUUGGGGAUCCGAAUUUACUUUGUUCCUUAUUUUAAAAGGAUUUUUCAUAUUAUGUUUGAUAUUGGUGCUGCUAUAUUUGGGGAUUUUUAAUUUGCUGUUGAAUUUACUUUGUUCCUUAUUUUAAAAUGAUUUUUCAUAUUAUGUUUGAUAUUGGUGUUGCUAUAUUUGGGAAUUUUGAAUUUGUGCUGUUGA
Messenger RNA from Solanum pennellii, 1867 nucleotides. RefSeq names its product putative E3 ubiquitin-protein ligase SINA-like 9. The record is from RefSeq and is a predicted model, not a curated record. NCBI's taxonomy places the organism in Eukaryota, Viridiplantae, Streptophyta, Magnoliopsida, Solanales, Solanaceae. Gene Ontology annotation, molecular function: zinc ion binding. The transcript is spliced from 8 exons.